GUAUGAUCCGUGAAGAGGCUCUCCGAAACAUGGACAGGAAGAAACAACAGGUGGCUGCACGCGAGAAGGACCUACCUGCACCAGGGCAAUUCAAGCCAGGAGACAGGGUGCGAAUAUUCAGCGACGAUAUGCCUAAGGGUCUCAACAAAAAGCUCAUAUCACCAUGGCGAAUGGUAAGCAUCAUUGAAGAGAAAACGGGCCCAGUGACCUACAAAGUCCGACCCUGCGGCACACAGAAGACCAAGAACAUCAAUGUUGAUCGACUGAAAGCAGCGCCACCACCGAUGGCUGAAUACAUACCGGAGAGCCACUUGAGGAGAGACAGGAGACAAACCGUCCUCAACCAAGAUGCAUUUCUGACUCCAGAUCUGGAGGGUCAGCUCGCUGAAUUCGCAGUCGGGCCAGACAAUGUGCCAUCGGCAAAGAGAGACACUCACGCGGACGACAUCCCUGCAGAACAGACAAAGGAAAGACUUUCCUUCAAUCCAGUUGAGCCUGACCCCAGCCUCAUGGACACCGAGCCUGACCCUCGCUUUAACAAAGCCGUUUACCAGGAAGUGAAAGCCAAGAGACGUCACCAGGGCAGGGUGCAAUACAAACUGAAAUGGCGCUGGUGGCCGCUCAGUUACGCGACGUGGGAGUACGAAGAGGACCUCAAUUGCCCUGAGAGGGUCCAAGAGUUUGAAAACCGAGAGCAAGAUACCGACCUUGAUCCUCGAGACGUGCUGUUCCCGUCAGUUGACGAAGCAGUAAGGCUGAGACAUUGCCUGGAGCUCGAUCGCGAGCAUGUGGUCAGAAUCGAUCGCCUCGAUACGAACGGCAUCAAAUUCACAUAUCUCAGCGAACCUACGAGACCGAAGAAGUCAAAGAAAGAGGUUCUCAUUGGGAAGUCGACCUUGUGCUCUUUGCGUGAGUUCUUGAAGAACUACCAGUGGGAAAAAGAAAGGGAUGAGCGCGAUAUGGGCCCCGCCACACGCGACGGAGAGAACAACAGUCAACCAGGGCUGAACGUACUAUAGAAACGGGAGAGUGGCAUCUCCUCUCUCGUCACUGAAUGCACACAGAAACAGCAAGCGACACCGUGUGCGACUUUUUAAAGGGAUGUCUUCUUUGGUCAAGAUGUUCGUGUUUUCGUGUACAAGGGCGAGGGGUGCGUGUACAUGUGUGUGAGUGAGUGUGAAUGAAUGUGAGCGUGCGUACGUGUUACAUGAUGAUUUUGAAGCCUCCGAGUCGGGCGAAGCCCCAGCAGCAGGAACGGGAAGGGUCUUCCUGACUGAACCUGCAUGAGGCAGCAGUGCACACAGUGUGUAUUUGUGUGUGUGUGCGUGCCUGCUUUCGCCAGAGAAUGAGGACUCCCAUGCCUCAGAAAGGGUGCUGCACUGCAGCCGGUUCUCAUCUCCAACUGCCAGAACACAGAGGGACGGUCAUUGAUGGGUUGGGCCGUG
This is a messenger RNA of Vitrella brassicaformis, 1445 nucleotides long. The record is from the annotation of a GenBank genome assembly. Lineage: Eukaryota; Vitrellaceae.